AUGACUGACGACUACCGCACCGAGCGAGCGGGCUCUUUCGCCUCGUCUUCCACCGACGCCGCGACUCUCCACGAGCUAACCAAGUUGGACCCGAUGGAGGACAGCGUUCAGAACCUCAAGUCGCACGAUGACGAAGAGCUGGGCACCGAGGAGGACGAGAAGCUCUUGCCCAAGACCAAUGAGAAGGAGGAGCCCCAGAAGUCUGGCAUGACUUCUGCCAUUAUCUGGAUGACCGUCAACACCUUGGCGACGAUUGGAAUCGUCUUCACCAACAAGGCCAUCUUCUCCGACCCUCAAUGGAAGCUCUGCCAGCUCACCUUUGCGAGUUUCCACUUCUUGGUCACUUUCGGCACGCUGUUCGUCCUUUCCCGGCCUACCUUCGCUUACUUUACUCCGCGCCGUGCCGCCAUCCGGGACUUGCUGCCGCUUUCCGUCGCCAUGUGCCUCAACGUCAUCCUGCCGAAUCUCUCCCUGGCCUUCUCUUCCGUGACUUUUUACCAGAUUGCCCGGAUCCUGCUGACGCCGACCGUCGCGCUCAUGAACUAUGUGCUCUAUAAGGCGACACUGCCCAGGAAUGCGAUAAUGGCGCUCAUCCCGGCUUGCCUCGGAGUCGGUAUGGUCUCUUACUACGACUCUCUGCCUACCAAGGACGACAAGGUCAAGACCACCUCUACCCUGGGUGUCGUCUUUGCCUUUUCUGGCAUCUUUGCCUCGUCUCUCUACACCGUCUGGAUCGCCAGCUACCACCGUAAGCUCCAGAUGUCCAGCAUGCAGCUGCUUUACAACCAGGCUCCCAUCGCCUCCUUCAUGCUUCUCUACGUCAUUCCCUUUGUUGACACCUUCCCCGACUGGGUCAAUGUUCCUGGCAACCGCUGGAUUAUGAUUGGCAUGUCUGGCGCCUUUGCCUCGCUCAUCAACAUUUCCCAAUUCUUCAUCAUCGCCCAGACCGGUCCUGUGUCCAGCACCGUUGUUGGUCACCUCAAGACCUGCACCAUUGUUGCUCUUGGCUGGAUGGUGUCAGGCAGAGCCAUUGGCGACAAGUCGGUUCUUGGUGUCUUUGUUGCCAUUGGCGGCAUUGUUGCCUACUCUGUCGUCAUGCUUCAGCACCAGCGCAACCAGCGCAAGUAG
This is a messenger RNA of Colletotrichum abscissum, 1128 nucleotides long. Its product is annotated as triose-phosphate transporter. Gene Ontology annotation, molecular function: nucleotide-sugar transmembrane transporter activity; antiporter activity. Bases 1 to 1128 code for a protein of 375 amino acids. Lineage: Eukaryota; Fungi; Ascomycota; Sordariomycetes; Glomerellales; Glomerellaceae. Gene Ontology annotation, cellular component: Golgi apparatus. The record is from RefSeq and is a predicted model, not a curated record. The transcript has 4 exons.